This is a messenger RNA of Caretta caretta (loggerhead turtle), 1425 nucleotides long. It is a transcript of the gene TSEN34, whose product is annotated as tRNA splicing endonuclease subunit 34. Gene Ontology annotation, cellular component: tRNA-intron endonuclease complex. Gene Ontology annotation, biological process: tRNA splicing, via endonucleolytic cleavage and ligation; tRNA-type intron splice site recognition and cleavage. Gene Ontology annotation, molecular function: nucleic acid binding; tRNA-intron lyase activity. The record is from RefSeq and is a predicted model, not a curated record. Lineage: Eukaryota; Metazoa; Chordata; Testudines; Cheloniidae.
UGCAAGAACCCCGCCCCCCCUCGCCUUGCAGCAGCAGAGAGAGGGACCGGCCAGUUUGCUUUGCAAACAGCCCCAGGCCCACCCCAGAGCUGGGUGCAGGGGAGCCCAGGGGUGAAGAGGGGCCACACCCCCCACCCUUGCCACUCCCCUCUCUGCAGCUGGCGUGGCGCCAUGAUCCGGAUCCACGUGCUGGAGGGGGUGGCUCUCGUGUGGAGCGUGGAGGACGCCAGGGAGAUCCGUGAGCGGUUCCGGCUGGUGGGGACCCUGGUGGGGGCGCUGGCCCGCAAGCCCCGGCAGAACACCCGCCUGGGCCUCCCCCUGCAGCUGCUCCCCGAGGAGGCCCGGCUGCUUGCCGAGCUGGGCGCAGCCGUCCUGGUGAGGGGCACCGAGAUCCAGCCCCCGGCGGAGGGGGAGGAACCGACCCAGGCGUCCGAGGUGGAGGCCUACCAGCAGGAGCUGGAGGAGAGCUACCAGGAGCAGCAGCGCCUGGCUGGGGCAGAGAGGGGGGCCCUGCUGGCCCGGCUGGCUGAGCGCAUCGCCCAGGGCCGAGCCCGUCGCAGAGAGCAGCGCGGGGAGACGCCAGACACUGCGGAGGAUUCGGGGCUCCUGGAUUCGCCCUUCGUCCUGCCCCGGGGCUCCAUGAUGGUCCAGCUGCCCACGGCCCGGCGGCACCCGGGGCGGGUCGAGCGGGUGGACUGGACCUCCCCCUCCCCGGACUGGCCUCACGCCGGCUGCCCGGCCCACGAGGCCCGGUACCGCGUCUUCCGCGAGCUGUGGGGCAGGGGCUACUACCUGUCCGGAGGGAGCAAGUUUGGGGGAGACUUCCUUGUGUACCCAGGCGACCCCCUGCGGUUCCAUGCCCACUACAUCGCGCUGUGCUGCCCCCAGGGGGCCCCCCUCCCGCUCCGCACCCUGGUGGCAGCCGCCCGCCUGGGCACCGGCGUCAAGAAGACCCUGCUGCUCUGCUCGCCAGGCCCGAGCGGCGCCCUCGCCUUCACCUCUCUGCAGUGGAGCGGGCUGCAGUGACCCCUCCCGUGGGACAGCCAGGAACUGGACUGGUGGGGGGGCACAAUCUGCUCCCAACCAGGCACUGAGCACCCCUCCCCCCGGAACAAAGCCAGCCGGGGCAGGAGGGGACGCUGCUGGGGGGGGCUGCCGGCUCGGGGCUGAGCGGUGAACAAGGGAUGUUAAUAAAGACGAGGCAGCAGCAGAACUGGAAGGGUGGGGGAGCCUAGUGCCGGGCUAGCAGGGGGCUGGGGGUCGGGAGUGAGGGGCACCGGCAGGGCUGGGGGGGGCAGGGCAGCGAUAAGGAGGGGCUGUGGAUCGGGGGAGGCCUCAGGCAGAGCUGGGUCCCCCCCCAGAUUGACCAGACCCCAGUAGGUUAUAAACUUUUUUUCUUUAAUUAAAACUGAACUUGCCAGAAAA